UUUCAGUUUACGGAUCUCAAAGAAAAUAUCACAGAAGAUCAAGGCAAAAAGGUGUCUCCCUGGAGCUCAACGAUGAUGUCAUACCUCAAGCAGGCCCCGUAUGCCAUGAACGGGCUGGGGCUCGGCGGGGCAACCAUGGACCUCCUGCAUCCCUCUGUGGGAUAUCCUGCGAAUCCUCGUAAACAAAGAAGAGAGAGGACGACAUUCACACGCACUCAGCUGGACAUCUUGGAGAGUCUGUUCGCUAAAACCCGCUAUCCUGACAUUUUCAUGCGGGAGGAGGUCGCCCUGAAGAUCAAUUUGCCCGAGUCAAGAGUGCAGGUUUGGUUUAAAAACAGAAGAGCAAAGUGCCGCCAGCAGCAGCAGCAGCAGAGCAGCACCAGCUCAAAGAUCCGUCCUGCAAAAAAGAAACCGUCUCCUUCCCGCGAGAGCCCGGGGUCUGAGAGCAGCGGCCACUUCACUCCCCCUGCAGUCUCUUCAUCAUCCUCAUCCUCGUCUUCAUCUUCGGGCUCCAACCCGUCUGCUCUUAGCGGAGUGGGUCUGAUCAGCAGCUCGUCCUCAGGAACACCUGUCCCGUCCAUCUGGAGUCCCGCACCAGUCUCUCCAGUCCCCGCCCCCCCCUCCCUCCCUGAUAUCUCGCCUCCAGCCAGUGCAUCCUGCAUGCAGAGGGCUAUGUCUAGUGGAGGGGGAACCACCGGCGUCCCGUCGUACCCCAUGCCCUACAACCAGGCUCCCAGCUACGCCCAGGGCUACCCGACCUCAAACGCUGCUUCUUAUUUCGGAGGCAUGGACUGCGGAUCCUACUUGGCACCCAUGACCGGCCACGCCCACCAUCACCCGCAUGCCCAUCACACACAGCUGAGCACCGCCGCUGCAGUCUCAGGACACCAUCAUCCUCACCAUAUUGGGCAGAGCAGCGGGCACCACCCUCACCACCAGGGGUACGUUGGCACCGCGCUGCCUUUCGGCUCCUCAGACUGUCUGGAUUACAAAGAGCAAGUGGCGUCAUCAUGGAAACUCAACUUCAGUUCUGCGGCAGCUGACUGCUUGGACUACAAAGACCAGGCCGCCUGGCGCUUUCAGGUUUUGUAAGAAUGUUUCUCCUGAUGUUUACUUGUUUGUUUUUCUUCCUGAACAAGUGUCUUUUCCUCACCGUUUGGGAAAAAGCAGUGACUUUUUUGGGCCAGCUUUUUUUCCAGAGCUUACCAAAGUGUGUUUCUAAAUGGAGGCGGGUUCUCCGUGGCUCCUCAGUCGGACUGAGUUGAAAGCGAGGGCCGGAUUUGACGUGACGCACUCGAGGAAUGGUGUUUUGAAACUAU
Molecule: messenger RNA, 1319 nt
Organism: Danio aesculapii
Lineage: Eukaryota; Metazoa; Chordata; Actinopteri; Cypriniformes; Danionidae
Gene: otx2a
Product: orthodenticle homeobox 2a
Exons: 4
Coding region: 73-1092 (339 amino acids)
Biological process (GO): regulation of transcription by RNA polymerase II; multicellular organism development
Cellular component (GO): nucleus
Molecular function (GO): DNA-binding transcription factor activity, RNA polymerase II-specific; RNA polymerase II cis-regulatory region sequence-specific DNA binding
Source: RefSeq, a predicted model, not a curated record